This is a messenger RNA of Mya arenaria, 1289 nucleotides long. RefSeq lists its product as uncharacterized. The transcript has 6 exons. Lineage: Eukaryota; Metazoa; Mollusca; Bivalvia; Myida; Myidae. The record is from RefSeq and is a predicted model, not a curated record. The coding region runs from base 124 to 1068 and encodes 314 amino acids.
CAAAAAAAAACAGAAUAUGACCCAAGCCGUUAUGUUUGCUGCAUACAAACCGGUCUUAUAAUAGCAAAACCGGGACCAGGGCAAUACUUCUGUCAAGAUAAUGGCGUAUAUAAUUCAUAUCUAAUGCAACUGAUACGUCUAAAGAAUGGCUCUAACGUUGUUAUCCAGAAAGACAUCAAAUUAUGUGGGAGUGCUUUUAUCACAACGCGAAGUCCAUUUUAUGACACCUACUGCUGUGACGGUGUUAUACAUCAAUUGGAAAAGAGCAAAUGGAACACAAUGGAAUGUUGUGGGACAAAGAUGUAUAACUACACAAGCCAAACAUGCUGCAACAAAGUCAUUCUUAACGGUGAUCAGGGAUGUUGUCAAGGACAUACACCUUACAUUCUGAAGGCCGAAGAAUGUUGUGAAAACAAGGUCAUCAACAGAUCCAAGGAGCUGUGUUGCAAAAACAGUAUUGUGACGAAGACGCAUCCUUCCUACUACGGAUGUUGCAACAUUAAUCAUGCAUGGACAACCUACAAUGAGUUUGAUCCUCCUAAAGAGUGUCUUUUGACCCAUAUAAGAAAAACAUUGCGUAACAAUCCGACAAAAACAGGAAGUAGUUCGGAAGGGAAUCAAAACACAGAAAGUAAAACUACAGAGAGAAGCCCAUUAGAAGAAUGUCCGUUCACAGAAUGUUUUGAUAGGGAACAGAAACAACGUUCAACUUGCAAAAAGUUUUUUGAGCUGGACCUUUAUCUUGACGACGUAAAUUUUACGGAUGAUGGAUCAAAUCUUAACGUAACAAUUAUCCAGCCGGAUGAAUUUGUCAACAAGAAAGUCACAAUAGUGUUGCUAUACAUAUGUCCAUGUCUCGACAGUGGCAAUGUGUACACGUUAUUUACAAACAAGGGAUGGGUAAGAAAAUUGACAAUAGACGGAAACCUUGAAUUCACAAAAUUUCAAACAAUAAAGAAAAACGAUUUUCUAGUAAGAAGAGGAAGUGGGGAGGACAAAUUUAAAUGCACAAUUAGGCGAAAAUAUUCUGCUUUCUACAAUUCGUGGAGAGCUUCACCAGUUCGUUGAAAGUAAUAUAGUCGAAAACAUUGAUGCUUUAACGGUGGAAGAGAAUAUAUUGUUAUGUAGAGGAGCCACAUAAAUUAAAUCUAACAAUGGAACGUCGUUAGAGGAACAAACACAUAUUGAAAGAUAUUUAAAUGAACACAGUACGGCAAUAAAAGGUCGUCCACCGAUUCGGGAAAUGAUGGUUAUUUGCUUACAACUUCAAAGGAACUGGAUAUAAACGU